This is a messenger RNA of Ipomoea nil (Japanese morning glory), 1541 nucleotides long. Its product is annotated as alcohol dehydrogenase class-3. The coding region runs from base 88 to 1164 and encodes 358 amino acids. Gene Ontology annotation, cellular component: cytosol. NCBI's taxonomy places the organism in Eukaryota, Viridiplantae, Streptophyta, Magnoliopsida, Solanales, Convolvulaceae. The record is from RefSeq and is a predicted model, not a curated record. Gene Ontology annotation, molecular function: zinc ion binding; S-(hydroxymethyl)glutathione dehydrogenase [NAD(P)+] activity. The transcript is spliced from 9 exons. Gene Ontology annotation, biological process: formaldehyde catabolic process.
UUCGUCCUCUUCAUCACGCGCGCACAGUCACUCACUCUCUCGUUAGCAACUCGCCAGCCUGCAAUCAAUUUUUCGUGGUUGUGAUUCAUGGCCACUCAAGGUCAAGUCAUCACCUGCAAAGCUGCGGUAGCCUGGGAACCCAACAAGCCCUUGGUGAUCGAGGACGUGCAGGUGGCGCCGCCGCAGGCCGGGGAAGUCCGAGUUAAGGUUCUCUUCACUGCUCUCUGCCACACCGAUGCUUAUACGUGGAGCGGCAAGGAUCCUGAAGGUCUCUUCCCAUGUAUCCUUGGUCAUGAAGCUGCAGGUAUAGUGGAAAGUGUUGGUGAAGGUGUGACUGAGGUGCAGCCUGGAGACCAUGUUAUACCUUGCUAUCAGGCAGAAUGCAAGGAGUGCAAGUUUUGCAAAUCGGGAAAGACCAAUCUUUGUGGAAAAGUGAGGAGUGCUACUGGAGUUGGGAUCAUGAUGAAUGACCGCAAGAGCCGAUUUUCAAUCAAUGGAAAGCCCAUCUAUCACUUCAUGGGAACCUCUACGUUCAGUCAAUACACAGUUGUCCAUGAUGUUAGUGUUGCUAAGAUUGACCCAAAUGCUCCUUUGGACAAAGUCUGCCUUCUUGGCUGUGGUGUUCCAACAGGUCUUGGAGCAGUUUGGAACACUGCAAAAGUUGAAGCAGGUUCUAUUGUUGCUGUCUUUGGCCUUGGGACUGUUGGUCUUGCUGUGGCAGAGGGUGCUAAAGCUGCUGGUGCCUCACGAGUCAUUGGGAUAGAUAUCGAUAGCAAAAAGUUUGACACAGCUAAGAAUUUUGGUGUGACUGAAUUCAUCAAUCCAAAAGACCAUGACAAACCAAUACAGCAGGUUAUUGUAGAUCAAACUGAUGGUGGUGUUGACUACAGCUUCGAGUGCAUUGGGAAUGUCCAAGUGAUGAGGGCCGCUCUAGAGUGUUGUCAUAAGGGAUGGGGAACAUCAGUUAUUGUAGGCGUUGCAGCAUCCGGCCAAGAGAUAGCAACCCGUCCAUUCCAGCUGGUGACAGGCCGUGUUUGGAAGGGAACUGCAUUUGGCGGUUUCAAGAGUCGCUCACAAGUACCAUGGCUCGUGGAGAAAUACAUGAAGAAGGUGAGUGAAUACACCAACGUCCCCUACUUUCUUCCCUCUAUUACAGUGCAGUGAAGAAGGAAAUCAAAGUGGACGAGUACAUCACCCACAAUAUGACACUUGCAGAGAUCAACCAAGCUUUCGAUCUGAUGCACGAUGGAGGCUGCCUUCGCGUCGUGCUGAAUAUGGAUGCAUAAGCUUCUUGUUAAGCGGGCUUUCAACUUUUUGUUUGGUUUGGACUCCUCUCCUUCAGUUGGAUCACUUCAAUAAGAUGCUAUUUGUUGAUUAUCUGUUUUUGGAGACAUGCAUUGUUGGCAAUCCCUAUUUACAUCUUUAAGCUUCCUCAUUUAUGUUUUGUUAGUAACCCAUUAAAGGUAUGGGUCUCAUCUGUGAAUUGUUGGAGGACCUAAACCCUACAAAAAUUGAAUGAAAACCCCCAUUGAGCAUCCCAA